Octodon degus (degu) is the source of this 943-nucleotide messenger RNA. It is a transcript of the gene Mrpl55, whose product is annotated as mitochondrial ribosomal protein L55. Gene Ontology annotation, cellular component: mitochondrial large ribosomal subunit. The transcript is spliced from 4 exons. Bases 437 to 823 code for a protein of 128 amino acids. Gene Ontology annotation, molecular function: structural constituent of ribosome. Gene Ontology annotation, biological process: translation. The record is from RefSeq and is a predicted model, not a curated record. Lineage: Eukaryota; Metazoa; Chordata; Mammalia; Rodentia; Octodontidae.
GGACGCGGCCCGCCGCGGCCUGCAGCUCCCCGCGCCGCGCAGCCUCGCCCCGGGCCCGCCCACUCGGCCUCUUGCACCGCCUUGGUUAUGUCGCCGCCCCGCGGGCCCUCCGAGGAUUCCAUUCUGCCACGCGCCGGCCUCGCUCCUCAGGUAGCCUGCCCGCCCCGGGACCUAACGUCCCCCCGCCUUCACGGGGCCGGCUUCCGCCCGGCUCCAGCAGGCGAACAGCGCGCCUCCCGCCGACCCCGCCCCGCGGCCCGCGAGCCACGCCCCGCCGCCCGUCUCUACCUCUGUGUCAGUGCUCUGCGUCGUCGCCCCUGAGGACGUCAGCGCCGUGCGACGCCCAGCGCCGUGGUCCCGUGGCGCGGCCCCUGCGCGGGCUGGGUUUGCAACUUGCUCACAGGUCACACAGGGACAGAUCAGGCCCGAAAAGAGAAUGGCAGCUGUGGGCAGCCUACGUAGCUUGCUACCGCAGAGCAUUGCGAAGGCAGUUGCAUCCAGACCCCGAUGCCUGCACACUUCCAAAAGCUGGGCAGACAGCAGCAGGGCUGCACUCACUCGCCUGCACCGCCAGGCCUAUACACGCCUCUACCCAGUGCUUCUUGUCAAGCAGGACGGCUCCACCAUUCACAUCCGCUACCGGGAGCCAAGGCGCAUGUUGGCAAUGCCCCUGGACCUGGACACCCUGUCCCCUGAGGAGCGCCGGGCCAGGCUCCGGAAACGAGAGGCCCAGCUCCAUCACAAGAAAGAGGAGGAGCCAGAGCUCACUGAUGACUUUGAUGCCGAGCGAUACAGACAGUUUUGGGCCAGGACCAAGAAGUAACUGUGGCUUGAAGUUGCUUUAGGGACGUUGUGUAGACAGAAGGAGAUCUCCUGUAAAUGAUAUAUUCCUGCCGUCACCAGCUCAUGUCAGUGUCUUCCUUUGCAUAUGUGCUCCAGGGUA